Messenger RNA from Rhopilema esculentum, 3565 nucleotides. RefSeq names its product metastasis-associated protein MTA3. NCBI's taxonomy places the organism in Eukaryota, Metazoa, Cnidaria, Scyphozoa, Rhizostomeae, Rhizostomatidae. Gene Ontology annotation, biological process: negative regulation of transcription by RNA polymerase II. Gene Ontology annotation, molecular function: transcription coactivator activity; transcription corepressor activity; sequence-specific DNA binding. The record is from RefSeq and is a predicted model, not a curated record. Gene Ontology annotation, cellular component: nucleoplasm; NuRD complex.
AUUGAUGUAAAUAAUUGCAGCCUUCAUUGUGUGACGGAGGAACGCCAAGGGUAAAUGGCAAGAACAGUCUACAAAUAAUAGUCGUCAUCGGCCGGUAAGAAAUGUCAAGGUACAAAGCUGGGUAUGAGUCUUCGGCUCCGGUGUCCAAGAUGCUUCCUGCGUCUAACAUCUAUCGCGUUGGAGAUUAUGUUUAUGUGGAAACCCAGCCAAGUCAUCCAUAUCAAAUAAGAAGGAUUGAAGAACUUACAAAGACUGCAAAUGGACAGGUGGAAGCAAAAGUCUCAUGUUUCUACAGAAGAAGGGAUCUUUCAAAUGCUCUUGUUAGUCAGGCUGAUAAGCAUGCAAUUACAGCUGAAGAAGAUGAAGAAAUUUAUAUUGGAGAAGACCAAACUGAUGAAAAGUUGCAUCAAUUGAAGCACAGAGAAGUGUUUUUGUCAAGACAGCUAGAAAUUAUCAAUGCUAAUACCAUUAGGGGAAAGUGUUCUGUUACCUUAUACAGUGAGAUAGAAAAAUUGUAUGAUUACCUCGAAAAGGAGGACUGGUUCUAUUACCUUCUGGUUUAUGAUCCUCAGCAAAAAACUCUUCUAGCUGAUAGAGGAGAGAUAGGAAUUGGGGAUGAAUAUCAAUGCGAUGUUCCUGAAUUACUGAUGGAUCCAGCAAAAGAUGAUGGCAGGAAAACAGACUGUUCUGAUUUAGAGACGCUGGUCUGGAACCCUGAAAAUGGCUUGCAUGAUAAAAAUAUUGACAAUUUUUUGGUUCUAGCAAGGUCCAUCGGAACUUUUGCACGUGCAUUAGAUUGCGGAAGUGCAGUCAGGGAGCCAAGCUUGCAUUUAAGUGCCGCGGCAGCAUCAAGGGAUAUCACUCUGUUCCAUGCUAUGAAUGUUCUUCACAAGAAUGGUUAUGAUAUGGGAAAAGCAGUAUCAGGCUUUGUCUCAGACGAAGGUCCCGUUUUAUGUAGAGAUGAGAUGGAAGAAUGGUCUUCAGGAGAGUCCAGCCUGUUUGAAGAGGCCGUGAAAAAGUUUGGAAAAGAAUUCACGGAUAUUCAGCAGGAAUAUCUGCCGUGGAAGAAAAUGGCGAGUCUUGUCGAGUACUAUUACAUGUGGAAAACAACAGACAAAUACGUGCAACAGAAACGCCUAAAGGCAGCUGAGGGCGACAGUAAGGUCACCCAAAUAUUUAUUCCCAGCAGUAACACUGCUGUAAAUCUCACGUUGGCGGUUCAAGCAACGAGUCAAUAUCAAGUAACAGCUGGCGGAAAUUUCGUCACUCCAAAUUACAUAUGCGAAAGCUGUUUUGGGAAAGAGUCGGCCCUUUGGUAUCCGUGGGGACCAUCUACGUCGCAGUGUAAACUGUUUUUAUGCAAAGAAUGCUGGUUAUAUUGGAAGAAAUAUGGCGGACUUAAAAAGACAGCAAAGUCGACCAACCCAUCACCUCUAGCAGAAGCGGUUUAUAAGUGCAGAAUUUGCAACAAGAAGUUCAAUAGAGCUGAAAGGCUAUCAAAUCACAUGGCCGCACACAAGGGCCUUAAGUGUACGUUUCCUGGUUGUGAAAAGAGUUUCAGCUUGAAAGCGCAUCUUAGCCGGCAUCUUGCAAUGCAACACAGCAUGUUUAACGAAGCGAAGAAGCUGAAGGUGAAGACGCCCUUCGCAAUGACCAGCACGGACUUCGCUAAAGUUUGCCGGUUCAUCUGCCGCAGCCAUACUCGCUGGCAUCACUUUGCCAGAAAUCCGACCGAUUGCGUCAACCAGGCUGACGUUCGAGCAGAGUGUGGUAAAGUUCUUACGCCUGAACUCGCCAAAGAUCUAUUUGACAAGAAAACAGAGAAAAAGAAGCCACUCAAAAGGAAAUCCUUAGACGACGUCAUCCAAGUUAUGAAGAAGAUUCAGAAAACGACUGGCAUUAAUGUGCAACGACCGCACAUUAUUUCGAGCAUGCAGCAAGCCAAAGACUCGAACCCAGGCUCGUCAGGCAUGCGCAAGCUCAUGUCGCCCACGAAGACGUCAGUCAGUAUGUUUGGUCAAACGCAGACAUCGAUGUCAGGCCAUUUAAAAGGAAGGACUUUGAGAAGCCCACGCACAAACUCACCCGUUUCCACAGGCUAUAAAAGACCGUUGGAUGUUGCCCUUGAGCAGAAUGGAAUUGAUGAUUCAGCACCGUCUUCGAAGCGUCACAAUACCGUCGGAUCACCGGUCAACAGAAAUGGAUUUGAUUGCCAUGUUUGUGGAAAGAUCUUCCAUAGUCAAGUAAACUUGAGCCAUCACGUCCAACUGCACGGAAAGGGCAGUACCCAUUCUGUAAUAAGCCAAGCAGCUGAUGCAAAUCGUUCCAACAGCAACUCGCCAUACUACGAUGGGAAUUCGGGGACACCUACCCCAAACAGCCAUCACAGUAUCAUACACCAGCCUGUCAACAAGACCCAAAAGGAGCCAAUCACAAACGGAGCUCGUCAGCACGUACCCCAGGGUAAGGCACCCGGACCUCAAAAGGUUGGGCGUGGUUUUUCAACUAUGACCCCACAAAAAAGGCCAACUGCCAGAAAUGCUUCUGAAUUUACUGGAAAGGAAGGUGAUCCACAUUACGUUGACCCUCCACAGGAAUUCUUUUUCAAGUCCACUAAAGAAGCAAAGAAGUCAAGACGCUCUUUGCCGCCCAGAGUGCAGAGAAAGAUAGCCCGCAAGCCGUUUAUUCAAAUAAAAUGUUCCCAAGAACUGAGAGACUCUAUUAUUUGCAAGAAGAAUCAGAAAAAGGUUGGCAACGUUGAGACACCGAUUGUCAUUGACGAUUAGUUGCUGGAGGGACAAGGUAUUUUUUACGUUAACGAGGCAGUAUGGUGACUGGCUGGAGCGCACCCAUCGUCAUUCUUAUCAUUAUUGCAUCGAGGUUCGGCAUCAAGUGUGUAGGCAGAAAGACGGACAAUCGGAGUCCAUGAAAAACUGACACGGCCCAAUGAAUGGCCAUGAAGACAGUGUUAAUUCUGCGACUAUCAAGUACACAGUUUAUCUUAUCAACAUCAUUUCCGAAAAUAUUAUAGAUAGUUACAAGGUGACUAGUGAAUCUAGCUUGUUCAUGCGUUUUGAAGGAAGGGGCUUUCAUAUUGUUAAACUUGUUGUUUAGUUGUUGAGGUAAUGAAACAUUUCUUAUCCCUUUUGUCGUAAUGGGAUAUUUUCAGCAUACAUAGCCUUUUAUUGGUAGAGAGCUCGGUUUUGUAGGAAACUGGUAUCUUGAAUCGCAUAUAUCUGCACCGCAUAUACUGAGCCCCAGGCUUCUAAUCCUUUGUGACGUCAUUUUUGAAUAUCACCAAAUAAUGGUUCGGGUUCACCACGCAAGAUUUGAAUAAGUAGCCCAAUAUUUACUCAGUAGAAAUCAAGACAAAAUACUAGUUAUAAAAUUUUCAUGGCGCCCAGAGACAUUGAGCAUGGUAUGGGUAUGAAAGUUCUGAGUUUUUAAUGUAGACCUCCGAUAUGGACUUAUCGAUUUCAUUAACAAGAAUUGUUAAGCGUAGCUAAAUACUUUCCAGAUCUCCUUGUAAUUUAAGUCACGUAUCAUUAUAUUGUUAAAAAGCAAA